AUAGAAGUAUGGAUUCUCAGUCUCAGCUGUUGUUGGAAGAACGACGAGAUUAGAGUGAUUGUGAGUGCAUUGACAAGAGGCCUGGAGUCUGUUGUCAAAGGAGUUGGAAAUGGUUUUUUAAGACUUUUGGAAGUAAGAUCGUGGGAAUUCUUCCAGGUUUCUCCGGUUCAUUUUUAAGACUGCUGGCUCUGUGAUCAGCUUCUUUGGUCAAAAUGCAUGGCUUCUUAUAAUGGAAGUCGCAAUAUUUAUGGUUGAGCGCUUUUAA
Molecule: messenger RNA, 265 nt
Organism: Pocillopora meandrina
Lineage: Eukaryota; Metazoa; Cnidaria; Anthozoa; Scleractinia; Pocilloporidae
Source: the annotation of a GenBank genome assembly